AUGAUCUGGAGGAAGCUAUGAAAAUGGUCCCCUGUCAUCUCAUCUGAGGGGCCUCCUUGGCACUUUUUUGGGGGGUUCCUUGUGCUCUUCAGUGGAGGAGAGAUGCCUGCAGAAGAGUGCAGGGCAUUACUAGAUGCUCUCAAUAAGGUGACGGCAUGCUACAGGCAUCUGGUUCUCACCAUAGGCGGGACUUCCGACUCCCAGAACCUCCGCGAGGAGCUGAAGAAGACCAGGCGGAAAGCCCAAGAGUUGGCGGUGGCUAACAGAAACAAACUGACCGGCACGCUCAAGGACGCCAGCCUGGUCAAGGAGGACAAAGCCGAGUUCGAGAGGCUAUGGGUCAUCUUCUCCACCUGCAUGGACAUCCUCGAGACCGACAUGAGGAGGGCUCUGGAGCUCGGCCAGGAGUUCCCGCUGAACAUCCCCAAAAAGCACCUCAUACAGACUGGCAUGAGCGGCGGCACGACCGGGGUGGCCGCCAGGGCCAUGAGCGUCCAGAACAUGAAGUACGAAGCCGAGCACAACAUAGACAUCAUGGACCUCAAGGACCUGGAGAACGAGAUCAACCAAGUCGGCGAGAUGAUGUACGAGAUGGAGAUGAAAGUCAGCGUGCCGCAGUGGACCGUGGAGGCCAAGCAGAACCCCGGCGCCGAGCUCAAGCUGGCCGCCGCCACCGGGUCUACCUCCCCGGGUACGGUCUCGACGGAGGAUCGCAAGGCCAUCUGCGACCUGAGCAAGCUCUUGGCCGCUAUGAUCUUCAGUGCCGUACUCCUCGUCGCUGUCAUACUGGCCGUUUGCGUGGUCAAACUUUCAUGAACUUUGUUCCCGGUGACCCCCCAAAGUACUUUUUAUUUCUUUAUUUUGUACGUUCUGCCAAACAUUUCGGCGCUUCUUUUGGGAAUGCUUCUCUCACGGGUCUCUCACCCAACAAACGAUGGACCAGUUGGGUAAAAUUUUAAUGAUUAUCUUACUAUAUAUCACUCGAAAACCACUCCU
This is a messenger RNA of Nanorana parkeri, 996 nucleotides long. It is a transcript of the gene RGS9BP, whose product is annotated as regulator of G-protein signaling 9 binding protein. Gene Ontology annotation, cellular component: photoreceptor outer segment; neuron projection. Bases 103 to 816 code for a protein of 237 amino acids. The transcript has a single exon. Lineage: Eukaryota; Metazoa; Chordata; Amphibia; Anura; Dicroglossidae. The record is from RefSeq and is a predicted model, not a curated record. Gene Ontology annotation, biological process: G protein-coupled receptor signaling pathway; detection of light stimulus involved in visual perception.